This is a messenger RNA of Alternaria postmessia, 1563 nucleotides long. RefSeq lists its product as uncharacterized. The record is from RefSeq and is a predicted model, not a curated record. NCBI's taxonomy places the organism in Eukaryota, Fungi, Ascomycota, Dothideomycetes, Pleosporales, Pleosporaceae. Gene Ontology annotation, molecular function: heme binding; iron ion binding; monooxygenase activity. The coding region runs from base 1 to 1563 and encodes 520 amino acids. The transcript is spliced from 5 exons.
AUGGAACGCACCUUCUCCCAUAUCCCUUUUGCGGGAUGGAGUAUUCUGCUGGUGAUCUUCAUACCCAUCCUAGGACAAGCUGUGCAUCGCCGGUGGUUGCAUAGCCUAAGCAAGUACCCAGGACCUUGGUUUAACAGCGUAUCGAGUAUCCCAAGCGCAAUUGCAGCUUUCCGCGGCGUCCAACACCUGUACAACUACAAACUGCAUCAGAGAUACGGACCAGUAGUUCGGAUAUCUCCCGAUGAACUGAGCUUCACCGAGUCGUAUGCUUGGGAACAGAUCUACGGUAAUCGUCAUGGCGACGUGAUGGAGAAAGCACCUCUCUUUAUCGGUGUUGUAAAGCCAAUCGAUGGCUGUGUUGGCAUUGGCCUCGCUAAAGGAUCUGAGCAUACCAGACAGCGACGCGCAAUGGCCGUCGGCUUUACGAAGCCCGCUCUCAUGGCGCAACAGGAAAUAUUGGAGGUUCAGACCGCCAAAUUAAUCCACGCCGUCAAGACACAAGGGAAGAAUGGUAAAGCUCUGAACAUGAGCGAUUGGUUAUCCUUUACGACAUUCGACAUCAUCGGUGACCUAUGCUUUGGCGAGUCUUUCCAUUGCUUGGAUGAGGGCGUUGCAACAGAAUGGGCGCUGGCAACUACGAAUGUUCUCAUCUCCUCAACUCUGGACAUGGCCGUUCGGAGAGUCACAGGAGUCGGUACAUGGCUCAACCAGAUGGCGCAAAAGCUCAUGCCAAAGGAAGCGAUGAAAUGGAGGAUGAUAACCUUUAUGAACACGAAGAAGAAAACCUUCGACCGUCUUGCUGACGAAACCUCUUCUCACAAGGACGUUAUCUAUCAUAUACAGCGCAACAAAGACGCACGAAAGACUCUUGCACCUACAGAGCUCCUCCUCAACAUGACACUUCUUGUCACCGCGGGCUCCGAAACCAUUUCCACUCUUCUCGUUACUUUCAUGUACAAUCUCUGCGUCCAUCGCGAGAUUCACAAACGUCUCGCUACCAUGAUUCGCACGACCUUCGCGGAUCCAAGUGACAUCACGCUGCAAAAGUUGGAAGAAUUGGUCUACCUCGACGCGUGUAUCAAAGAAGCGCUGCGCAUCUUCCCACCAGUCAGUUCAAAUCUUCCUCGUGCAGUCCCAGCAAAGGGUGCACAAAUCGGUCCGCAUAUACUUCCGGGGGGUUCGCUAGUCUCCGUAGCUCCAUGGGCAGCAGUGCGGUCUGAAAGCAACUUCCAUCUGCCAAACGAAUUCCACCCCGAGCGAUGGUUGCGCAACCACCCCGAACAGGGAUGGGACCCAGCUUUUGAGAAUGACAGGUUGUCCGCGUCGACACCGUUUGGAGCUGGACCAAAACAGUGCAUGGGCCAAAGCUUGUCAUACUAUGAGAUUCGUUUGAUAGUGGCGCAUCUACUCUGGGCUUUUGACUUUGAGCUGGAGACGGAGGGCGUCAAGGGCACAAAGAAUCAGUUGUGGAGUCUGAGUCCCUCCACCGAGCUUCUCAGAUCGUAUCAGACACUCAACCGACCGGAAUUGUAUAUUCGGUUCAAAGAACGGGAGAUGGUAUAG